AUGUACUUGGAUAUUUCAGCAACUGGACAACAUGUAUAUGUACCCUCUUCUGGACUACCUCUACCUAGAAGUCCAAAACAAGGAAUCAAUGAAGAUUUCCUUGAGUCAAGUGGUGAUUCUGAUGAGGUUCAGCCGGAAGCUGAUGGUCUUUCUAAUAGAAAAGGAAAAAAGAAAUCAAGUACUGUUGAGAAAGGUAAAGGAUCGGCCAAAAAAACCGGUAGGGUCGGAGGUGCUGCUCUUCUAGCAAAGAAGAUUGAUCGAAUGUGUGAGGCCAUUGAGAGUAGGAGUACAUCAUCUUCUAUGAUCAGUAAGAGUGCAGAAGAUCCGAAUAGUAGCAUUAAAGAAGUGAUGAAGGUAGUCACUUCUUUGCUUGAAGGUGAGCCAGGAUCUAAGUUGUGGUUCUUUGCCACUCGGUUAUUUCUUAAUCAAGAGAAGAAAGAGAUGUUUUGCACUAUGGAAUAUCCUACGAUCAAGUUAGAGUGGUUAAAGUUUGAGAUGAGUGAAACAUACGACAUAGGUUUAGAUUGA
Messenger RNA from Argentina anserina (silverweed cinquefoil), 528 nucleotides. RefSeq lists its product as uncharacterized. Bases 1 to 528 code for a protein of 175 amino acids. NCBI's taxonomy places the organism in Eukaryota, Viridiplantae, Streptophyta, Magnoliopsida, Rosales, Rosaceae. The record is from RefSeq and is a predicted model, not a curated record. The transcript has a single exon.